AUCGUUGCGAUUUCAACGAGUGAGGAUGUUUUUCUGUGUUUCUUUCUGAUUUUAUAAAAGUCAUGUAUUUGCAUAUUAAUUCAGCAAAGUUAAAUUAAGUAUCGUGCAGUUACCAUAAAAUGUGAAAUAAUAAUGAGAUAUAAUCGUAACUUUACGAAGGCAGUGUGUUAAAUCAGCGCUGAUUAUUACCUAACCUAACCUAACCUAACUCUAAUCGGGUAACAGAUUGCUGUAUCUACGAUUAAUAUCGGAGAAGUAGUGAAUAUAUUAAUAUUUUUCGGGAGUGCCGAAUCAAGUAUCGCGCGAUUAUCUUUCACGUUCUUUUGCCAGUUUUUAUUUUUUAAAAAUAAAUCUUGAGAGUGCCGGUAGUAAUAGUGCGUAAUCAUAGUUAGCCGUGAUAUUUUAUAUUUACGCGUAUAUGUCGCGAGUGUGUGUUGAUCCAGUUUUCAAGGAAGAGUCUCGUCUGGAAUCGGCUUAAAUCGUCGAGAUGUCUUCGCACGAGUUUAUUUAAGACAUGUAUUUUUUGGAGUAAAGGGGAAACAACAUGGCACAAGUCAACCGCCAAUUAUGCGCAUUGGUCUUCCUGCUUUUCUUCGCGGACAUCUUAAAAGGUGGAAAUGGCGAUGUAGAGGAUUCGGAAUACGACGUGCAGGACUACAGCAACGCUGAGGACUACAACGAUGUUUUCGACUCGACCACUAAUGGGACCGAUGUGGAUGCUGCGUCCGGCACGAAAAGUGGUACUUUAAAAUUCGUAAGGACUCUGACAAACAUCUCGAAGGACGCAGGCGCCGUCGCCCAUAUGCGAUGCGAAGUCGUGGGCGAUCCUCCACCGACAAAAAUACGAUGGUUCAAGAAUGAAGCCCCAUUAGAAGAAGAUCGGCCGAAAAUCACCAUUAGAAAGAUACACGCGCAAACGCAUGAACAUGUGGCGAAAAACUUGGCGGGAAGUCGACUAAAAAUCACAAACUUAGAUGUCUCCGAUGUUGGCUUUUACACCUGUCGCGUUACGAAUGGCAAGGAUCAAAUCCAGAGCGAAGGAAUCCUACGAGUUGAUUCAUCGAAGAAAUGGCAAGCUCCUAUACAUCCUGGACACCCCAUGGGAGGACAGUCAUCAGGCACUGACAGAUUUUCUCCGGGAAUAUCCGACUCGAGUUUUAUCAACGGCAUGGAAAAUGGAGACGUGUUAGGCAUCUCAAGAAGUGGAUCUACGCCUCACCUCUCUCAUUUGGCAUCUGCGAAUCCAUUUAGCAUACCUAAUCCACAGCCAACCAGUUCACAGUCCAGCACUUUGGAUUUCAAUACAAUCAGCGGCCUUACUAAUGGCAAUAUACAAUUCCCUCCCAAUGUGAAUUUCGAUGAAAUAUCAGGCAGAAAGGACAAUCAUAAAGGAACUUGCGAGGUGUAUGUAGGAAAAACCUGUGCGCAAUUUGUAGGAAACCAAUCGGUUUAUAUUAUAUAUCCUAUGACACAGAAAAUGCUCGAAGAGAAAUUAAUGAAGGCAUUUCAAGUCAUUGAGUUCUCAAAUGACCUCUCGUCAAAUUGCGAAGGAUAUGCGAAACCAUCUCUUUGCUAUUCCGCUUUUCCGAUAUGUCGCGACGCAUACAGUAAUCAGAAACCGAAGAACGCGGAAGCAAGUACGCAGCUAUUCAAUCUGUUGAACUCCAAGCAAGAUGAUCUCUUAGAUGACGGAGACCACGACAUGAUGGACGAUUUUACCAAACUGCACGCCAAGAAACGUAGUCCCACAUUUAACCCAGCUUUCGACUUUCCGCCCAAGGAAGACGGCAAGUCCAGCAACAAGAAGAUAAUUAAUCAGAGUUACGGGGACGCGCGGGAGUCCAGCAGGAACGACCUCAAUCGUAAAUUACGAAGGAUAUGUCGGGAAGAGUGUGAAAUGUUAGAGAAUGAAUUGUGCAGGAAGGAGUACGCGAUAGCGAAGAGACAUCCAUUGAUCGGGCAUCAAGUGCCUUUGGUCGAAUGCUCUGAUCUACCUUUGGACGGGACGGCGGAGGCCCGCGAUUGCUUAACUCUCGGAUUAUCCGCGGCGAAUAAUGUGCAAGAACACGACUAUUGCUAUUGGGGUAGCGGAAUAUCUUAUCGGGGAACUGUGAAAACAAGCGUUAGUGGGAAACUAUGUUUACGAUGGUCUCACCACAUCAACCUUGCGAUGUCUGAUUUUCCUGAAUUAUCCGGGCGUCAUUCUUACUGCCGGAAUCCUGGUGGGAAGGAUUUACAACCAUGGUGUUACGUUGAUAUCAAUAACAGAAUGCAAAAGGAGUUUUGCAAUAUACCUAAAUGUGUUGAAAAUUUAUGGAUUUAUGCGCUUGUUGGUUUUGUACUAACAGGAGGGUUUGUUAGUACAUUAAUUUGUUAUUGCUGCUGCUAUAAAAGCAGAAAGUCCAGAAGGCAGAUGAAUCAUUUACCGUCAAAUAAGAUAUUAACUGGUAUCCAGUGCGAUAAGAACAUAUACGAUGGAAGGAGGAGCACAACGCAGCCCAUGGAAAUGAGUUCUCUUUUGGCAGGACCGGGUAACACAACACCGGGCACUGGCACUUUAAGCAGCGGCAGUAGUAGAACUUCAAAUACUAGGAUACCGCAAUUUACCACAAAUAAUGUCGUACUCUUGCAAGAACUCGGCGAAGGCGCUUUCGGAAAAGUUUACAAAGGCGAAUUACAAACUGAUAACAAGUGCGAGCCACCUAUUUACGUAGCGGUAAAAACACUGAAGGAAAAUGCAACUCCAAAGACUCAGAGCGAUUUCAAGAGAGAAGUCGAACUCAUGACGGAUCUCAGGCAUCCGAAUAUCAUUUGUCUGCUUGGCGUGAUACUGAAAGGAGAACCGAUGUGCAUGCUCUUCGAAUACAUGACUCAGGGUGAUCUGCACGAAUUUCUGAUCUGUCAUUCCCCGAGAUCGGACGUUCCGUUAAACAACAGCGGCGCAAAAAUUCUAGAGCAACCGGAAUUUUUGCAUAUUGCUUUACAAAUUGCUUCUGGCAUGGAAUAUUUGGCUAGUCAUCAUUACGUCCAUCGCGAUUUGGCAGCGAGAAAUUGCUUAGUGGGCGAUAACCUAACAGUCAAAAUCUCAGAUUUCGGUCUAUCACGGGAUAUAUACAGCAGCGACUACUACAGAGUACAAUCCAAGAGCCUGCUGCCUGUUCGAUGGAUGCCACCUGAGUCGAUUCUUUAUGGUAAAUUCACCACUGAAUCGGACGUAUGGAGCUUUGGUGUUGUACUCUGGGAAAUCUACAGUUACGGUUUGCAGCCAUACUAUGGAUACAACAAUCAAGAGGUUAUAGACAUGAUUCGCUCGCGGCAAUUACUGCCGUGUCCCGAAGACUGUCCGACAAUGAUUUACAGUCUAAUGAUCGAAUGCUGGCAUGAAGUGGCGAAUCGCAGGCCGCAGUUUCCGGAAAUCCAUCAUCGACUGCACAAUUGGUACAUAAAUCAAACCUACUUGAGCGACUUCUGCAACGAGUCUAUCACCAGCUACUCCGGCAGCAGCCACAAGAGCACCAAUAAAACCAAUUCGACGCAAUUAUCGGCACCCAUAUAUAAGAGCGACCAGAAAGCGGAGCCGGCUAUCUGCAACGUCAACGAUCACAGUAGCUCGAUAAAAAUGCUACCGCCGGUGAAUACUUUCCCGAAUUCUAACUGCAUUGAACAGAGGCAGAUCAGCAGUUUCAACACGGAACAUGGAACACCAAUGAAAAUGCCUAAUUAUCAAAAUCCUACUACAAAUGUCAAUCUGAACGACGUUUACGACGACAAACAAUGUUGCUCGCCCAAGUUGAGCGGCGCGAAGAAAGUUUUACCUGCAAUAAUACCUCAGCCGGUCGCGCCUAAACCAAUCUUACCACCAAAUAACGGCUCGAGACCGAUGCAAAACGGCGCACAAUUGGUUGUCAGGUUACCGGAUCCCAGCAAAGUCACGACUGAAACAAGGGUAUCAAAGUGAACGAUUUCGUAGUAGCGAUUAAUGUAUACGUUUCUCGUAUAUAUAUAUAUUUGCCACGAUGAUUGUCAGCAUUGAUGCAAGUGUAGGUAUAUCCUUACAAUAGUGUCGGAUACUCUCAGCAGUAUCGAAACGAACAAGGUAGAUACUGAGAAUCGCUAUUACACCUACUCACUGCCAUAUACGUGCAUUUAUUUAUUUUUACAAUUAUACACAUAUUUUAUAUUGCCGUUUAUCUCGGGUGGUGUAUGCCUAAUGUCUCACAUAUAACAUAGUUUAAUAACAUACAUAUGCAGGACAGAAUCGGAUAUUGUGCUCUAAUAUAAUUCCAUUUGUGACUUUAUUUAUCCAACAAAAUAUGAACUUUUUUAAAGAUAUACUUAUCCUUUUAUUUUUAACAAAAGAUAGAUGUUAAUUGAAAUAUUAUACUAAUGA
Messenger RNA from Linepithema humile (Argentine ant), 4390 nucleotides. It is a transcript of the gene Ror, whose product is annotated as Tyrosine-protein kinase transmembrane receptor Ror. Gene Ontology annotation, biological process: multicellular organism development; positive regulation of phosphatidylinositol 3-kinase/protein kinase B signal transduction; protein phosphorylation. The record is from RefSeq and is a predicted model, not a curated record. Lineage: Eukaryota; Metazoa; Arthropoda; Insecta; Hymenoptera; Formicidae. Gene Ontology annotation, cellular component: plasma membrane; signaling receptor complex. Gene Ontology annotation, molecular function: ATP binding; Wnt-protein binding; transmembrane receptor protein tyrosine kinase activity.